ACAAGCUACAUGUACAAAUUUGGACGUUCUGAUCCGCAGGAUCAAAAUUUGGAGAGCCGAAUAACUCGAAACGUCUCUGAUUUCUUCCAUGCCAAGUGGUGUAAACGGGAGUCGGGUCAAGGACCCCAUGAAAGAUCUAAGACUGUUGCGUAUGUUCAGAAGUACAGUCAACCGAGUGCCACCGGACCGCCUAUACAGCACAACACCUGUGCUCAACAGACCUGUCGAGUGAGAUUGGCACCUUCAAUACCACUUGUAUACACACCCUCACCGGAGAAUUCCAUGGAAAGUUGUUCUCCACUUGCCGCGUCUUCACCCUCUUCUACAUCGAGCACUCUUCCAAGGUCUUCUAGAGUAAGGUCGCUACCAAGAAGACCUCCGGUGGUUGCUGAUCACAGAUCUCCAAGAGUAAGACCAACUUCCAACCUCCUCUUGCCUCACGACGAAUUGGCGAAUGGAAAGGCUCAGCUGAACAUUGAGUAA
Molecule: messenger RNA, 483 nt
Organism: Rodentolepis nana
Lineage: Eukaryota; Metazoa; Platyhelminthes; Cestoda; Cyclophyllidea; Hymenolepididae
Source: the annotation of a GenBank genome assembly